Esox lucius (northern pike) is the source of this 5585-nucleotide messenger RNA. RefSeq names its product tumor protein p53-inducible nuclear protein 2 (gene tp53inp2b). Bases 595 to 1530 code for a protein of 311 amino acids. Gene Ontology annotation, biological process: positive regulation of DNA-templated transcription; autophagosome assembly. Gene Ontology annotation, cellular component: autophagosome; nucleus. Lineage: Eukaryota; Metazoa; Chordata; Actinopteri; Esociformes; Esocidae. The record is from RefSeq and is a predicted model, not a curated record. The transcript is spliced from 4 exons.
CUGUUUUGUACGUUUUACAUUCUGAUCCGAGGAUCAGCUGUAGAAAGCAAUAAUAGAGGGAAAAUCUGCAGGAGGAAAAAUAGAAAAAGAGGGAAAUAACUGCAGAUGUUAUAAUCUGAACAUCAAGUGUAAAUUGUAGUUUUACACGAAGUCCUUCUUCUAAGAAGAAAGCAUUUUUUAUUUUUUAUUAUGGUGUUUUAACUAGGCUACCUCACUUAAAAGGCUAACUAAAGCUUUAAGAAUUGUUAUAAUUUCUACUUCGUGUGUGAUCACGUUUACAACUUGAAUUACAUUGCUACGGCAGGCCUUACCAAGUGAAACCUUACAUUUGCACUACGGAAGCCCAUUGAGUCCUGUGAGAAAAAUAAACUUACAAGAUCAAGACAAGAAAGGGUCAAGAGAGGCCAAGAAAACCGUGCUCACUUUCCUGACCUGGCAACUGUUUGACAAAGUGAAAACAUAUUAAUAAAAAUAAAUAAAAAAUAAGGAAACAAUUGAAAGGCAGCUAGCUUUACCUUGAGAACUACAACUACACAUCAACUGACGUUCCCAACCCCAGGCCCUUCGCCGUGACACUGACCGACGAGCCGAGCCAUGUUCCAAGCUCUCAGCAGCCUGUUUUUCGGGGAGGUGGAGGAGGUGUCCGCUGAGAUCAAUGGGCCUAAGCCCUGUUUGUCCGAGGCUGACGAGGAGGGGUGGAUGCUGGUCAACCUGCCCGGGGAAACUGAUUCUGCGACAAUGGAAGAGGGGGGCAUAGAGGCUCGUUCGACAGCGGAGUUGAUACCCCAGGACAGUCAACCGAAUCCCACGCACACACCCUCAAAAACAGAGCACCCCGCCCUUACGGCCGCCCGACAUCAGAGCCGUCGCCGGACUCACAAAGCUCGUUCGCGAGCGGCGACGGCGCUGGUGUCGUCGGACCCCUUCUCGGCUCCCCCCGGUGCUAGUUUGUUAGCCGCCGGCGUUCCGACAGCCGUGUCCUUUAAAAGGCGGGCCAGGCUCUCCACCCCCUCCACCUCAUCUGUGUCCCCUGGCAGUAGUGGGUCGGAGAGAGGAUGCAUGGAUGAGAGCUGGUUCGUUACCCCUCCCCCCUGUUUCAAUGCAGAGGGAGCCACGGCGGAGUCCAGCCCCAUGGAGGACCUGCUGAUUGAACACCCCAGCAUGUCCGUCUACGUCUCCCCUGGCAACCUGUCCAUGAUCUCCAACGGCAACCUGUCCGUCGUUGGGGAAGAGAGCAUUGCCAGUCUGAUGGGCAGCGUGAGCAGGGUGGCAGAACCGAAUGCGGCGCCGGCCGCACGCAACACCAUACCAACCAGGGCGACCAGAGGAGCAGCCGCCCAGGCUGGAACCCUGGCCAAGGUUACCCAGGUAGCCCGCGUCCAGAGGGGCAAGGCCCGCACUGAGAGGCGCCACCUGGGAUGCAACCGCAUCCAGCGCCAGAACCGCACCAGGGAGCAGGUCACCCGCCACGGAGCCCGCACUAGAAAUGCCUACCUGCACCAGCCCUGCCAGCGUAGCGUCUGCCACUGAGCCUCCACACCCACAGGGGGCGGAAUUUACAAAUAUAAUUACAAAUAGGCUUUUGUGAUUCUACUCCCCCUUACAUACAACCAGGAUUUAAAUGGACAUAUACACAUACACUCAUGUGCACAAAUAUGUAAAUACACAUGCACACAACAUCCAGUUGUCAUUUCCACAUGCACACAUAUGACAUACAUACUUAGAUACUAGUUCCCUCACCCUCUGGCAUUUACACAAACAAACGUCAAUUUACAUAGGCUACUUUUGCUCUGUUAUGCCCCCAAAACCAAGCCAUCUAGUAAUGAUUGAUUAUUGAAAACCUCUUAUCUAAACUUUUCAUACAUAAUUAAAUUAAGCAAAACAUAUCUUCAUAUUUUCCCCUUGAUGAACAUGUUAUUCAGAAAGGUUUUGCUCACAGAAAUGUUAUUACUCUAAAGUGAUCUUUAAGUAACUCUGCAUCCCAGUCAGUCCUAUCCACACACACACGCAGUGAUCAUUAUUGAUGCUCUAAGGCUAAAGUAUUGUUUCUAAAUAUAUUAUAUGAAUAUGGGUUUUCACCGCAAGUCAAACAUUAUAUUACACAACAAUUAUGUUUUGGGGAGAACUACCUAAAACUACAGUUCCAUCCACCUCCCUUCCAGUUGGGUUGAAGAAAUGCUCCACCGUUGUUUCUCUGUGGAAGUCCCGUUGCCUCUGGCAGAAUACGUGGCCAUUUGCAGUCGCCCUGAGGAUUAAAGGAUUACCUUCAUUUUAUAAACAUACAGCAAUUUAACACAAGGUAUAACCAAAAUUAGACAUCCACUUUGAAGCCAACUCCUUAAAAUUCGAGAGGUUCAAUAGACUGCCACUUUGGGUGACUGAGAGAGAUUAAAGUUAACUGUCUUGCUAUCAACCACAGAACCAUUUUUACCUUGAGGAGAAAGGAAACAUACUCCCUCUUUCCAUGGGAACAGGCUUUUCUGAGAAAUGUAGAUUAGAUAGUUCUGGACACAUAAAAAUCAUAUGCAUUGAAUAUCUGAAAUUUUGAUGGAUGAUGAAAGGCAUGGCACUGCAUAGAAAGAAACAAAUCCUGUCCCUCAUUUGCGUUUGGUUUGGAGUUACACAUAUGUUUUUAAUUUAUGUUCUCAAAUUGAAGAAAGGGUAUACCGUGGAGUGUGAGAGAAGACAAACCAGAAGAGGUUUUUAACACUUUUCCCACUAAGAGGGAUGAACACAAGUAAAGGAAGGUGAGAGCCAGACACAACUAGAGACAAUCCUUAAGACAGAAUGAAGAAGGCAAACAGAGAAGGAUAUAGUUAUGUGAGUAGUGUAGAUAUCUGUGCAACCAAUGGCUUGUAUAGCCAUUGGUUGCACAGUUAAGAAAGGAAUUCAAAGCUAACAACUUCCUUGUCUUUCUUCAAUGACAGUUUGUAGUUAGCAUACUCUGUAUGUGCACUGCGUGUUAUUGCCAUAGUUAUAUAUGAAUGCAAAAUAGCCUUAGGUUGCCCAUAGGUUUCUAGGUGUUGAUAGGCUAAAGUAGGUGCAGGAAGGUAGAGAAGGCAUCUCUUCAAUUAGUUUUGAUGUUUCUAAUUGGUUCUUUUUUGUUUUUAUGUUAUGUACGUUUCAGAGAUUAUAGACCAUGUAAUUCUUGGUGCCCGUCUCAGGAAAAGCCUGUUCCUCACAGACUUCCAGGGAGAACACAAAAUAGAUGACAAUUUGAAACAUUGUCCAGCUAAAUCGAAUCACUGUGAAGGAUUCAAUCUUUAAAGAUAUUAGUAUGAAUGAUAUUAAGACAAUUUACCAAGCACACACAUUUAACUAAUUCAGUGAUGCAACCGUGCCAAUGAAAAAUUUGAUCAUGUCAACUAGGCCUUUCUUACAUCACAUCAUAUAGUCACACACACACACACACACAGUGACACAAACACACUCUCACACACACACACAUGCAAACAAAAACACAUUAUCCCCAAGGCUGGCACUACUUUUAAUGUCUCUAGUAAAGACUGGCUCAAGGACAGUGAACGAGUGAUGGCAAGUGACCCUUGUCUUAGUUUUACUCUUGCUCCACCCCCUGACCUCUUAAUAGCGUAUCCAGCUGUAAGUGUCCCCCCCACCAUAAGAUCUAGCUUCCCGAAGUGUGUUCAACUACAAUAGCAAACUAUGGUGCUUCAAUGUAUAUGAAUAUAUACAAAUGUUUGUAAAUUAUUUGAGACAUGGAUGUAAGUUUGAGAGUCAAAAUCUGUGCUGUGUGGUGUGUGAAAUCUUACUGUUUUGUUUUUUUGGGUAUGGUUUUUCUUAAAUGUUUGUUUUUAAUCUAACCGUCUAGGAUGUUUCCCAUGAGUAUGAGAGGAUGUGUAUUAAUGUGUAACAACAACAAAAAAAUCUUUAAAAGACAAAUAAUGAUCAAUUAUUUUCCUUGUACUUAUUAGAAUGCAGUUUGUAAUGUCUAUUGCUGUUAGGUUUCAAAGCCGCUAAGGCCUUCAAGUCCUUAGAGUAGCUACCAUCAAGGCUGAUGACAAGGCUGCCCCUGCCCUUUGCAUUUCCCCAAAAUGACAGAAAGAAUGCACCUCAGUAGUUUCAGCUGACAUCUUCUCCUCCUGUCUUUUACCUCAUCUGCAUUGACAUGUGACCCAAUUGAGAUGCACCUUGGGUUAGCCAGCGCACCAGAGGCAGAUACUGCCCUCUAGGGGGUACAUUUUUGAUGAAUUGGAAGAACACGGGAUCCUUUCAUGCUGGCAUCAUACAACACUGUCAUCGAAGCAUUUAAGGAUGCAUGUAUGCGAAUGUGAAAUGCUCUCUCUGUAAAGUAACUGAAAAAUAGUUUUUAUUAUUUUAGAAUAUCCUAGAACUUGGUUAUAUAGAAAAUGUGGUACAGAACAUUUUAUUUUUACCUUCAAUCAAAACCCCUUAUUUACCAGUGAAACCGCCGACGAUCCUGUAAAUAUAUGUUUCAUUUCAAAUACCUUUUAAUAUAUGAUAUAAAUAUGAAUACGAUAUUUCUUUUUUUGUUCUGUUUAAAACAUGAGUCAGUUUAUGUGAUUCAGUGUGUGGUUCACAGGGCUGAGUACCACACACACACACAUGCACACAGGCACACCACAAAGACACACACACACGCACACGCAUACACACACACACACACACACACACACACCUGGUCUCCAAAGCUUCCUUAACCCCUAGGACUUUUUUAACCCUGUUCUACAGUGCCUCUGGGGUCCCACUUUCUACUCACUAGGUGAAGACAUUUUUACACUGAGACUGGGGAAGGGCCUAUACCUAACAGACCAUAUGGACAGUGUGUGUGUGUGUGGAACUGGCCAACUCUAAUGAAUCCUUGUUGGUCAACAAGAGAGAUCCACCACUGAGAAUGUUUCUUCCCUUUUCUUUUUUUUCUUCUUUCCAUUGCCCUCUCACUGUUGUGUCCCAUGUUACCUAGUAGCUGUUUUCCCAGUUUGUAGUGUGUGACUAACAAAAGCUGUGGACUAAGGUGCAAACCUGGCAAUCACAGAGAGUGGGUUGGGCCAACAGGCUUGUCCAGUGUGAUUUGGGCGGGGAAAGGAAGGAUAAUGGGAAAGAGGAAAAAUUAGGUGUGACAAAGGAGGGAGGAGGCAGACCGAUUAAAAAAGAAAAGAAAAAAGAAAAUGAAAUGUGUUGAGAAUAGAAAACAUGCUUGUAUUUUUCCCAUAUAGUUAUUAGAACAGUAGUUCACUUAUAUGAUGAUGUUUCAAAAGAACUGGGGUUGAAUGUGUGAUUUUAUUCUAUUUGCGCCCUGAAAUGAUGGCAGCUUAAAGACACUUUGUGGGGGUUCACCUAUUUACCAUCCCAACAAGUACACCCCACCCCCAUAAAAAAGUAUAUAUAUAGACAUUUUAAAAAGUAUUGGUGUAUCUGAUAUCUAUGGUGAUUGUGCCUUUCACUAUUUCUGCAUGGUGUUUGUGAUGUACUGAAUUGUUCCAUCCCCGAGUGGACAGUUAAGACCUAUGCAACCACCAGUGGACUCCAACAUCCAUUCAGAAAAAUGCAGGUACCACACAUACAAAAAAAAUACCACAACAACAAUAAACACUCAGGUUGACAAC